Adineta ricciae is the source of this 2850-nucleotide messenger RNA. Lineage: Eukaryota; Metazoa; Rotifera; Eurotatoria; Adinetida; Adinetidae. The record is from the annotation of a GenBank genome assembly.
AUGGCAAGACAGUUACUGCGCUACUUAGUAGUUUUUCAAUUCAUAUUCGCGAUAGAUUCGCUCGAUUUCAAUCCGACUGACUAUGAGCUCUAUGGGCCGACCAUGGCAGCCAACGAUAAAGUGAUUAUUUCUAUUCAAAGUCGAGCUGGCGUUACUUUUUCGGGAGCACUUAAUUAUGCGUCAAACGUAACGUAUUGCACUUUUAAUUAUACAGGAAGCGGUGGUCGAGAUUCUUACGCAACAAUGGUCGCUAUCGGACGAAACAGUUUAGUUUCUGGUAGCACUCAUAAAUUUGUAUUUAUUGAUUAUUCACAAAACCGUACCACGAUUUACAUGGUCAUUGCAAGCAUAGAUUUCAGUUCAUGCCAAUUAGUCGGUAACGAAACAAAAAUAAAAAAUACAACAAAUUCGAUACAUCCUUCGUAUGCAGUUCUGGGAGUUAACGCUAAUUCAACCUUGGCAUUUUACAUAUCAGAUACUAAGGCGUUUGUUCAGCACUUAAUUUCCCCUCUCCCAUCUCUGUUGACAACAUAUGUAGCAUGGCGCGGAUUCUCAGCCGGUGUCAACUUUAUUCCAGUAGGUAUUGAUUUAAAAAGUUCUUGGGGCAUUGUGGCGGCUUACACACGAAGUACAACUGGUUCAGGCACUAUUACGAAAUUUCGGCCAACGAUACAUCGAAUUGACUUUUCAGUUUGUUUUAUAUAUCAAAACUCGACGUGUUUUAAUAUGAGUGCAAUACGAACAAUAAGUUAUCCGCUUACCUGGCAAUCAACAAGAGCUCCGCAAACGGAUGUUACCGAUAACGAAUAUGAUUCCUUAUAUGAUAUAUCUGUGUCAAUCAAUGAUUUCGAUUACGUUCUAAUCGGUAUUCAAUCCAUCAAUACUGUGUAUUGUUUUUCAGCUGCUUCAUCAGCACUUAACGAUUCGGGAAGUCGUCUACCAAGUACGUUGGCAAGUAUCGGUUUUGGAAAAGGUGUCGGCUGGAUUGACAAUACAACAGCUGCUAUUCUACUGAAUAAUUUCACACUCGAUUAUGCACAAUGGCGUUCAUCAUAUAUCGAAUUAUAUCCAAUUACCAGUUCAACUGCAUUAUCCAAUUCGAUUUCGGCUUAUUCAUCGUAUCCAAAUGCACAUCAGCAAUUAUGGUCCCAAUUGAAUGAUCGUUUAAUUGAUAUGCUCGCUAUGCCAGGCGCGGGCUGCGUCAUCUAUAUGGAUUACAACGGUAUUGUCCAUGUUGUUCGGCCAAGUCCUAUUGCGAGCUAUGCGAAUACAAAUGAAGGCACUGGAGUAGCAAAUAAUAAUAUCUACAUAGCACCAACCCGUCGAUGUCCAUCGGGCACAUUGAAGAAUCAAUCAGCAUAUGGAAAAGAUAUAUUUCGUUAUUGUGUUCUAUGUCCAGAAGGUACGUUUUACUCUGCCAAUCGUUCAAACGCAACAGAUCGAUGUGCACCGUGCGAUACAAGUAUAUAUUUUUGUCCAUGGGGUGCUGUGACAGAAAUGCCGGUGAGCGUUUUAGAAACCAUAAGUCAAGCUUAUGUUUAUCCUCAAACACCUGAAAAUGACAAUUUCGAAGAUAUUCUAUUAUUGAACAUGUUUAAAUUCGACUUUCAAUCGGACUGUUUAGCUCAGCAACCAUUUCUCUAUGGGCUAAUCAUUAUGGGUAUUGGAUGUUUGUUUUUAUUAUUUAUGGGCAUACUUAAGUUAACGGGUAAAUUAAAGAAACAACGUCGAAUGCUAAAAGGCAUCUUCAAACAAACCGAUCUCAUUGGUGAAGGAGAAAUGUGGAUUGGUGGUGUUGCUUCAUUUACAAUUGUAGUUGUAUCGAUAUUUGCUUAUCGAUUCUCGAGUAAAUUCAUGUACCAAUAUCCGAUCGAAACCUCUCCCGAUGCAACAUUUGCCUGUGAUCCAACCUUAAGAAAUGCAAAGUUCGCCACCAGUAUGCAAUCGUUAGGUACACCUUUGUUAGACAGCGAACAACCUUUAUUCGAUAUGCUUGAUAGUCAACCAUUCACACUGCAUGUCGCAUUUAUCAGUACAGAUUUUACUGAAGACGAUCUCACAGUUACACAGGUUUUAGGUUCGAUUCGCAUCAAUUUGCCUUAUGUAGCUAAUCAAUUGGAUGGAAUACUCUAUAUUUCCACCAACUUAACAUCACAUUUCACAACAGUUCAAUUUACAGUUUCAAGUGGUUCCGCAGUUGGCGCACUUCGAGUUGGAUUAAGCGGUCCAAGUAUGGAAGAAAAUAACUAUAAUGUCAAAGCAUUGAACUUUUCUUAUGCAUUCAAUCAUACGAAUCGAACAGUUACUCAAGAUCCGGCAAUAACCAUUGAAUUAAUCAAAUUAAUGAACGAAACAGCACCAUUAUCAAAUGAUGACGACACGCUGUAUAGUGGAAUUUGGGUUCCAACAUUUAUCAAAAGUGACGAACAACUAUUCUACACAGAAAGUGAUUUUCAAUUGUAUCAUACAGGCGGUGAAACUGUUUUCACUGUUCAACUUUCUGAAGCCACCUAUUAUAUUUACAAUCAACAAGAACCCAUAACUAUGCUGACGGAAAUUAUUUUCACGGACAUACUUUUUACGACCAUGUGCAUCGAACUUUUCGCAUUAACUUUUCUCUUCUUCAAAUUGGCUAUUUUACCUCUCAUUCGAGUACUCCGCGGAUUGUGCUCUAAAUCGAACAAAGUUAUUCCCAAAGGUAAAAGUAAAAGUUAUUGUCCACAUUGCCGAUCAGUUAAUGGAGAAACACUACAAGAACAUAAGGCCCCUGUGAAACGAGCAGGAAACGCAACACCAGCGUUUGGAAUCCGACGACCAAUACCCGACAUGGGAAAAAUUUAUGUCAUGUAA